AUGUACGACCUCUCACAAUGCCAGCAGGUUAUGCCCGGGGAGUCCUGUGAAAUCUUCUGCGUCCCGCCUUACAAGCAGGACAAGACGCAGACGGCAAGAUGCCAGGCCAACAACACGGAUCCGCUGACGACGCUGCAGUGGGUGCAGGAUGCGUGUGAGAUCGUCUGGGAGGACUGCACGGACCCCCUCCCCAUGCCCUUCGGCUACGAGAAGCGGUCCGAUGGCUAUCACUGCGCACCGGGAUUCGCAGGUAUUGCAGAGGACUCGCCGGAAGUGCACUGCGGACCGUGGGGCGACUGCGGCACACAGCCGCAGCUGACAGGCUGCUUCCAGCUGGAGCCAUGCCAGUCCGUGCAUUUCGUGGGCGAAGAGAAUUGCAUGUACGACAACUCCAGCUGUCCGUUGAUCUUCGCGCCGGGCGAGGAGUGCCAGGUGCGCUGCAAGGCACCCUUCGUGGGCUCACCGGGGCUUGCCUCCUGCAAAAGCCGCAACACUGAGUGGAACGGCGCUUACGACUGGACUCCGCCCUCUUGCGUGUGCCCGAAUCCUAGAGCUGUGGAAGGCUACUUCUUCAACGCUUCGGGGUGGUUUUGCGACCCGGCGCAGAACUACACAGGGACGGCCGAGGUGGUCUGCAGCCAGCCCGGCUUCUGCCUCUCCGAGCCGACGUUGAUCGGGUGCCAGAAGAAUGGACCGUGUCGGCCGCCGCUCCUUGAUCUCUGCAUGUAUGAUGCAUCCAGCUGCGAUGGAAUCGAGACAUCCCAGCAAUGCGCCAUCACCUGCCGCUCUCCCUUCCUGGGGAGCUCCACCACGGCCUUUUGCGAAUCUCCUGGCGGCCUCGCUGGGCUGCAGUACACGGAGCCCGAUUGCCAGCUCGACGUGUGUCCAGAUCCCGACCCCGCACCAGAAGGCUACGAGCGCGUGAAUGGAGGAUGGGUUUGCGCGUUCGGCUUCGAGGGCGUUCCUGUGAAGCAGUGUGGCCACGACAGCUCCUGCAGACCGGCCCCAAGGCUCAGCGGCUGCGAGCCCAUCAUCAAGCCGUGCCUUCUCCCCAACCUCGACUGCAGGUACGACCUCUCCAACUGCACGGGCGUUGUGCCUGGGGAGUACUGCGAGGUCCGAUGCCGGGCGCCCUACAUCGGUCGCCCCCAGCUCGCUAUCUGCGCUCCCGGCAACGAGACAGCACACCUCCGGAGAGAGGAGCUUCGCUUCACACGGCCCUACUGCGACCUCGAGGUUUGCCCAGAUCCCGAUCCACUUCCGUCAGGCUACGAGCGCAUCGGGGAAGGCUUCCGGUGCCGACCCGGCUACGCAGGCCAGGCGAUAUGGUUCUGCCGGGACCUUGGAAACUGCCAGCAUCAACUUCAGCUCAGAGGAUGCUCCAAUGAGUCGCAGAUUAGCCUCAGGAUCACUCAGCUCAGCGAGGCCCCUUCGCAGCGGGGAUUCCCGCCCUGUCGUGCCGGGCAGGACUGUGGGCAGCCACUGGAAACCCCGCCGGGCUACGGGCAGUUUCUGGGCCAGUGGCGCUGCGACUCUGGGUAUCUAGGCUCGCCUUCCACGACCUGCAACGCCAAGCGCAGCUGCGGCUCCACGCCCACGCUGAGCGGAUGCGUACCAAUCGAGCCGUGCCUGCCCAUCAUUCCAGAUGGCUGCGACAUCGACGUCUCAGAUUGCCGCAACGUGUUGGGCGGCAAGACUUGCGAGAUCCGCUGUAAGGACCCCUAUGUGGGCGAGCCGACCAUUGGGACUUGCCCUCCCGGCAACAUCGAUGUGACUGCAGUCUUGACGUGGCAGCGGCCGACGUGUGAACUCAAAUGCCCGCGUUUGGGGCUUCCAAUUCAAGAUGGCUACAUCAAGGACAGCAUCCAGGGCUGGAUUUGCUCUCCGAACUUCAAGGGGAACGCCAAUGUCUUCUGCAACAUCAGUGAGGGCAACAUCAGCCACGGCUGCGAGGCGCAGUGCUUCUAUUCCGGAUGCACUCCCAUCGAGGUGUGUUUGAACUCGCGGCUCGAGCCCGCCAUCGACGCUUGCAUGUACAACGCUACGGGAUGCAAUGGGCUCCUGCCCGACCGCUUCUGCGAGAUCGGCUGCAUGCCGCCCUAUGUGGGGACCACGACGGUCGCCAGCUGCCAAGAAACUGCACGGCCCAUCAACAGAACGAGCCAAUCGGAUCCCGUGCUGAUCAAGACGGAUCCAGUCUGCACCUGCCCAGAUCCGAUGGAGCACGAGGGCUACGUCAAGGUGGAUGGCGUGUGGCAGUGCGACGAGGGUUAUGCCGGCAACGCCGUGAAGCGCUGCCAACGCCCAGCGGAGUGCAUUGACGCCCCUGAGUUGGUCGGCUGCCUUCCGCGAAUGCCCUGUCGAGACCCCCCUCCUUCAGGCUUGACGUGUGAGCAGAUUGAUACCUCGAACUGCUCCGAGGUUGAGGGCGGAGGCAGCUGUGAGAUCUUCUGCGUGCCACCCUACGUGGGCGAAGUCAGCACCGCAAGCUGCAUGGUGGACAACACCAACCCGGACCAGCCCUUGGUGAUGCCAGUGGAGCCCUGUACCCUUGGAUGUGCGGACCCGCUAUUCCUGCCCGAAGGCUACAAGAAGCUCAGCGACGAAGGCAUCGGGCGCUGGGAGUGCGAUGCGGAGGCUCGCUAUGAGGGCACCGCGAACGUAUUUUGCGAGCUGAGUGAAACGUGCAACUCAACCAAGCGCUUUCACGGCUGCACGAAGGUUGUGAGGCCAUGCCUCAUGCCUCCACUGGAUCCUUGCAAGUUCGAUGUCUCUGACUGCGCCAGCGUCCCUGCCAACGGGACUUGUACUAUCGGCUGCGCGGGCCACUACGUUGGUGAGCCGGUGGUGGGCCGUUGCCCGGCAGGCAACGUGGAGGACAAGGGACUGAUCUAUGAUCAGCCGCGUUGCGUCAUCGAGGAUCCGGACUGUCCCCUGCCAGAGGAGGUCCCCGAAGGAUACGCCAUCGAAAAUGGGCAGUUCGUGUGCGCGGCCGGCUACGUAGGCUCCUAUGUGCUAAGCCGCUGCGGACACGACCGGAAUUGCAAGAAGGCUCUUGACCCCAUUGGCUGCACGCCGACAGUGAACUGUGCACCUCUCAAGAUCGACCCUUGCGAGCGAGACAAUGUGGGGUGCUGGGAUGUCAAGGCUGGAGGGAGCUGCUUCAUCGGCUGCAAGUCGCCCUUCUACGGCACCCCAACGGUCGCCCGCUGUCCGGAGGGCAACACGGACCCCAACACGCCCCUGGAGUACGACUUGACCUUCUGCUUCUGUGCAGACCCUCCGUUCACGCCUGCGGGCUACACCAAAGACAUGUUCGGGCUGUGGAUCUGCGAGGAGGGCUAUGCCGGCACGGCCGUCAAGCAGUGCCGUGUGGGCGAGACCUGCAUCGCGGAUGCAGAGCUGAUCGGCUGCCAGAAGCUGGAGCCUUGCGCCGCGCUACAGCCCACAUCGUGCGAGCAGGACGUUUCCAACUGUGCGAGCGUGGCGCCAGGUGGCAGCUGUGUCGUCACUUGUCGGUCGCCUUGGGCCACAGUUACAUCCACCACGGCAACCUGUCCGGAUGGCAACGUCGACCCUGUGCGCACCGUCGACUGGACGCCCCCGGUGUGCGAGCUUCAGUGUCCUGAGCCUCCAGUGAUUCCUCAGGGAUUCGAGUGGAAUCCCAGCAUCCACGCGGCGGCAUGCCAAAUAGGCUACUUGGGACCUCCGGUCACGACAUGCACGGUGGACAGCAUGACAUGCCAGGUCACGACAACUAUCUCUGGCUGUCCACGACUGCAGCCAUGCAUGAUGCCGGAAGUGGACAUCUGCCGUGUGAACAUGACCAGUUGCAGGAAUGUCAUGCCUGGCAGCUCCUGCAGCCCUCCCUGCGUGGCGCCUUUCGAGCUCUACAGCCCACCGGGGAUGGCCUCCUGCCCCGAGGGAAACUUAGACCCAGAGACGCUCCUGGUCUGGGAACAGUAUCCGAACUGCUCCGUCUUUCAGUGCCCGGAUCCUUCGCCUGUGCCGCUGGGCUAUGAGUUCGGCAUUGACCAGCGCAGCCCAGCUGCCAUCGAAGCAGGGGUGGAUCGUUGGUACUGCAGCCCCGGAUAUGUCGGCGAGCCCGUGCGCGUGUGCGGCAGCAACAUCACUUGCGGCGUGAUUGCCUUGCUGUCCGGGUGCCUACCCAUCACCCCAUGCCGUGCACCGGUGGUUGACACGUGCCGCGUCGACGACUCCCGGUGCGGCAGCAUACGCCCCGGCGGGCGGUGCACCCUGACCUGCCGGGCACCCUUCGAAGGGAAUCCGACCACCGCCUCAUGCCUGGCCUCGAACACCGACCCCAACGGCCUCCUCUUCCGGUCGCCGAUCUGUCGGCUGCCGGACAACUUCGACCCUCUCCCGCUGGAUCCGGGCUUUGCAGGUACAUACACAGGGUUCAACUGCAGCCCCGGCUACGCUGGGCCCAUUCAGACCAUCUGCCGCAUGGAGGAAGGCUGCCGGAUCUUCACGUAUCCUGACGGCUGCGCGCCACCGGUGCCCUGCCGCGUGGGCAACUUUGUGGACGUGGACGGCCGCCGAGGAUACAUCGCUGGCAACCUGUCUUUCGGACGAAGUCAGUUGGACGAGACUCUCAACACCGGCCAGGGCCGCAACGCCCUGAAGAACGACAUACGUCUACGAUUCACAGGAAAGGGCGUGAUCUAUGAGGAUGAGGUGGAAAGUUACUCCAUCUACCUCGUCGGCGAGUGCAACAACACGUUGGAGCCGGCUUUGGCACAGGUCGUCCCCACAGACUCCUCCAACCAGAUCCUGUGCUGUGAUGAAGAGGUCUACAAUAUCUCCAUUGACAGCACGCGGGUGCCCUUCAACGCUAUGGGAGUGGAGUCCGCGACUGGUAUCCACGGAAUCGCGGUGCGUGUGCUGAUCCGGAAGUACAAGACACUCGAGCUGUCGGAGCACUACUGGGUCACACAUUUCGAAGACAGAAUCGAUCCGAUCACCAAUGGGGCGCUGCCGCGUGUGCAGGACUGCUGGCUCUUCCUGGCCUUGCUCCUCCUGACCUCAGCGCAGUGA
Messenger RNA from Symbiodinium natans, 5058 nucleotides. Lineage: Eukaryota; Dinophyceae; Suessiales; Symbiodiniaceae. The record is from the annotation of a GenBank genome assembly.